This is a messenger RNA of Ambispora gerdemannii, 1173 nucleotides long. NCBI's taxonomy places the organism in Eukaryota, Fungi, Glomeromycota, Glomeromycetes, Archaeosporales, Ambisporaceae. The record is from the annotation of a GenBank genome assembly.
AUGACGUUUGAAAGUAGACCAACAGUAGAAGUGUUAAAGCUUCUGGAUCAACACUUGCUUAACCAUUUUGCUUUUCCUGCUGCCGAACUAGUCCGAGAACACCCACCUCGUUGGUUUUGCAAAAAUAAAAGACUUGUGUAUGACUUGUCGUGUCCCUAUGGGGCAGACUCAUUUCAUGGUACCCUGCAAUAUACACGCUGGAAAGAGUUUAGUCUACCGAAAAAAAUUCCUGUUGGUCAAAGUAUUGAUCUGAUUGUAGAAUGUGUCGAUGAUGUGUUUCAAUAUGGACCACCGGAAAUGGAGAACACUGUUUCUUGGCAUUUAAACUUUGCUGAUGCAAAUUUGUUUGGAUAUUAUGGCGGUCGUCUCUUUGCACAAGACGAAAGUCAAUGUCUAGAACAUCCUGCGCUUUGUUCUCUUGUUGAAUCGUUAUCACGUGUUCGAGUCGCCUCGCCAACAUUGACCACAAUAACCAAUUCACAAGGGGUAACACUUGCCACCCCAAUAUUAAUUCGAGGUGUAGAACGUCGAGCACAAGUGAAAACUAAUCGUAAUGAAGAGGAAGGGCGUCCAGCAGGACUAUAUGGUAACCAAUUUGCUAUUGCCAAGCCUGAAUCUGUGACUAAAGCUACUACUGUGUUUGAUCAACGUCUCGAUGCACGAGGGCGACCGUACUAUUCUAAUAUUAUCGCGAUGGAAGCUCCAAAAUAUGGCAAUGGCAAAUAUACAAUAUACACAAUACGACGUAUCCUGGCUACUGCCUAUACGGGAUUCUUGGCAGCAAAAUUUGAAAGUAUGGUCGAGUUAGGCUUACUCUCACGGAAUCACGAUCCGAAAGCUGAUAGUGCAACCACAAUCCCCGAUGAUUCCGACACAAAGUCACCGCCGAUAAUUGAGAUUCACACGGGAAAUUGGGGAUGCGGUGCCUACGGUGGAAAUAUCGCCAUAAUGUCGUUGCUACAGAUCACUGCUGCUCGACUUGCAGGCGUCAAUAAACUCGUGUAUCAUGCAGCGGGUAAAGCAAAUCAACGACAAUUUAACGAAGGCUUAAAAACUUAUAAUAAACUGGUGUUGGAAAAAGGCAAUAAUGGUGAAGGUGAAUUGGAUUUGGAUGUGUUUGUUCAUGAGGUUGAGAAGCACCACUUUCAGUGGGGUUUUAGUAAUGGUACAUGA